Tarenaya hassleriana is the source of this 1286-nucleotide messenger RNA. RefSeq names its product AUGMIN subunit 1. Bases 134 to 1027 code for a protein of 297 amino acids. The record is from RefSeq and is a predicted model, not a curated record. Gene Ontology annotation, biological process: spindle assembly. Gene Ontology annotation, cellular component: cytosol; HAUS complex. Lineage: Eukaryota; Viridiplantae; Streptophyta; Magnoliopsida; Brassicales; Cleomaceae. The transcript has 7 exons.
GUACUGUGGGAGUUGUGCCGCGUCUGACAGGAAGAACCCGUAUUCUUCAUCAUCGGCAAGUUCUAGGGUUUUUCAGGAACGCAAUCGCAAACCAACAAAUCACCCUAAUUUCGAGUCGGUCAUCGGAGAGAGAAUGAGCGAUGUGAUAGGUGAUCCGGCGACGGUGAGCGAAGCCAAGGGCGGUUCUGACGCCGCACGGAUCGCGGAGGUGCAGGCGUGGCUCACCUCUCAGUUCGAAUCCGCCGGCAAAGAGGUUCCUACCUUCGAAUACACUCACCGGAGCAUUGCCCAUCUCUACAAUCUCGCCACCGCUUCCCAAGCCAAGACUCAGGCUGCAGCCAUUGUUGGUAAUGAUUUUCGGCAAAAGGCUUCGGAGUACCGAGCGCAAGCGGCUAGGAUAAGAGAGAUUUUGGAGAAUGUUGGGUUGGCACAAGAGAGCUUACCAUCAAAUGUGGUCUCAUCGGCGCAAGUUCUUGCGAAUGUUGCGAAUUUGUUGAAUGUAAGGGACACUGAACUGAGUAGUUUUCUUGUAGCAAUGGGUGACAUUUCGUUGAGGAAGACUGGAGUGGAGGAGAAGAGGGCUAAGGCACAGAAGGAGUCCAAGAUUCUUCUCGAUUAUACAAGAAAGGCGAUACAGAGGUUGACAUAUUUAAAGAAAAUUCUUGCACAGCUAGAGGAUGAUGUAGCCCCUUGCGAGUCCCAGAUGGAUAAUUGGAAGACAAAUUUGGAAGUCAUGGCAUCAAAGGAACGUCAGUACAUACAGCAGUACAAGAACUAUGAGACGUUACUCAACCGUGUUGGUUACACUCCCGAUAUCAGCCACAGGGUACUGGUAGAAAUGGCUGAGCACAGAAAGGAUUUGGAGAAGAAGACAAAACCCGUCCUCGACACUCUAAGAAGUUACCAGGACUUGCCCCCGGAUAAAGCUCUGGCAGCACUUGCAAUAGAAGACAAGAAACGGCAAUUCGCUGCCGCCGAGAAGUAUCUUGAAGAAGUACUGCAGUCAGCCCUUGCCACCGGCGACUAAUAAAUACCCAACCAGAAAUUAUCCUCUUUGAUGUUUCAGCAUUUUCGCAUCAUAUGGUUUUUUCUUGGCGUGUUGUGUGUUUCCUGGUGGAAUAUCUGAUGCAACCUUUGCCCUUUUAUGUUCUUCCUGAGAUCCCUUGUAGUUUUUCACUUUGAUCCUGAAUCAUUGAAUUGUGCUACUAUUGUUAGGGUUUUAUAUUGGGAAAUUUGUGUGAUAUUUACCAAAUCGACCCCUAAGCAGUAUGGUACUAGUUUUGCUG